AUGAAACAGCGGGACAAUGCAGCACGAGCACACAAUAUCUGGAAAGAUGGCGAAGAUAUUGUCGACUAUAACUAUUUUCGAAAAGAAAUGGCUUACAGACUAGUGGAUCGUCUUGAUGAUAUCAGAAGACAAGAGGGCUUCCCACUGGCACUGGAUAUUGGUGCUGGCUCUGGCUACAUACAUCAAGCAAUUUGUGCAGAUGAUGCUUUCGAAGGAGAAGGAGGGAUUGGUGGGAUUCGAAAGUUGGUCCAGCUGGAUUUCAGUGAAGAACUGUUGAACCGCGACAUAGAUGAAGGAAUAGAAGGUGUCCAUAGGUGCGAUACGUACAGGCUGGCUGCUGACGAGGAAGGAAAGUUGCCUUUUCCAGAUGGAACUUUCGACCUAGUUCUUAGUUCACAGGCCAUUCACUGGGUGAACGACCUACCAGGAUUGUUUAAGGAAGUUCAAAGAGUCCUAAAGCCAGAUGGAUGUUUCAUGUUCACGAUGGUGGGGGGAGCAACGCUACCUGAAUUGCGCAUUUCGAUGGUUUUGUCGGAGAUGGAACGAGAAGGCGGAGUUGGCGCACAUGUAGGACCAUUCGUCGAACUUUCAGAUGUUGGCAGUCUACUGCAAAGCGCAGGGUUUUCACUCCCAACAAUUGAUAUUGAUACUGUAAGAAUAUCCUACCCAGAUGCGUUUGUCCUAAUGGAACAUUUGCAACGAAUGGGCGAGAACAAUGCCUCCCUUCGGCGACGUGAAUUCACUGGCAAAGAUGUAUUCUUGGCAUCCGCUAGUAUCUAUGACGAGAUGUUCAAGUUACAGGAAAUAGAGGGUGAUGAAGAAGAAAGCGAUGUCGAAGCUUCUGUGCAGGUUAUUUCUGCGAUUGGCUGGUCACCCCAUGCAUCCCAACAACAACCAUCACAACGUGGUUCCGCACAGCAUCGAGUUGGCGACAUGAUCACGAAAACUACAGGAGGCGGUAGUGCUUGA
Cylindrotheca closterium is the source of this 969-nucleotide messenger RNA. Lineage: Eukaryota; Bacillariophyta; Bacillariophyceae; Bacillariales; Bacillariaceae. The record is from the annotation of a GenBank genome assembly.